CCUGGUCCUGGAGGAGCGAAAAAACGUCUCAGAGAUUCGCAGCAGCACCAGCAGCAGCACCACUGACUCUCUGUCCUCCGUCUCCUUGCCGCCGCGCAUCCUCCUCGUCAGCUCAUCGCGCCCGUGGAAACAGAUGUCUCCCCUGCCUCCGCGGCACUUUCCCUGAGCUUUUCCUCAGUCCGAACCUGAGCUCUGAAGAACUCUUGCUGCGAACAUGAUGAUGAUGGGCUUUGCAGCCUGCUUUGCGCGCCGCGGCUGUACGCGCGCGUGGGCGUGUGCGUGGGUGUGGACGCUGCUCCUCGCGCUCGUCCCAGCCACCCAGCAGCAGCAGGACGCGGGCACCGGGGGCGCGGAGGAGAUCCCCGAAGGCGCGUCCACGCUGGCCUUCGUGUUCGAUGUCACGGGCUCCAUGUACGACGACCUGGUGCAGGUGAUCGAGGGCGCCUCCAAGAUCCUGGAGACGUCGCUGAGCAGACCCAAGAAGACCCUGUACAACUUCGCCCUGGUGCCCUUCCACGAUCCAGAAAUUGGACCAGUUACAAUCACCACAGAUCCAAAGAAGUUCCAGUAUGAGCUCAGAGAGCUUUAUGUCCAGGGAGGAGGAGAUUGUCCAGAGAUGAGCAUUGGAGCAAUAAAGAUUGCUCUUGAGAUCUCCCUCCCAGGGUCCUUUAUCUACGUCUUCACCGAUGCCCGAUCUAAAGACUACAAACUCACGCAUGAAGUCUUGCAGCUCAUCCAACAGAAACAGUCACAGGUUGUGUUUGUGCUGACCGGUGACUGUGAUGAUCGAGGCCACAUCGGCUACAAGGUGUACGAGGAGAUUGCUUCCACAAGCUCAGGGCAGGUCUUUCAUCUGGAUAAGAAGCAGGUCAAUGAGGUUCUGAAAUGGGUGGAAGAGGCUGUACAAUCAUCCAAGGUCCACCUGCUGUCUACAGACCACUACACUGGUGUGUCCAAUACAUGGCAGAUCCCUUUUGACCCCAGUCUGAAGGAGGUCACGGUAGCCUUGAGCGGCCCUGCACCGGACAUCGAGAUCCGGGACCCGCAGGGAAGACUAAUAGAAAAGACCAGGGGUCUGAAUGAACUCCUGCACAUUCCCAACUCUGCUAAGAUUGUCAAUAUCAAGGAUCCUGCCCCUGGCAUGUGGUCCAUUAAGACAUCCAGUGAUGGGCGCCACUCAGUUAGAAUCUCAGGGCUCAGUACCAUCGACUUCCGGGCUGGGUUCUCCAGAAAGCCCACUUUGGACUUUAAAAUGACAUCCAGCAGGCCUGUGAAAGGCAUUCCCACGUUCAUCCUCCUCAACACCACAGGGAUCUUACCCCCAGCGCGAGCUGACCGCCUGGAGCUCCUCAGCAUCACUGGUGGGGUGCUGAAGACCCUGCCCAUUCGUUACUAUCCUGACCGCGAGCCCUUCGGUAUUUGGAACAUUACCGAGAUCGUGCCCCCAGCGGAGGCAUUCUUCCUCAGGGUCACAGGCUAUGACAAGGAUGGAUUCCUCUUCCAGCGGGUCUCCAGUGUCUCCUUCUCCAGCAUCAUCCCUGAUGCUCCUAGGGUGAUGAUGCCCCCACGCACCCAUGGCUAUUACUUGCAGAGAGGUGCCAUCUCAUGUCAGGUGGACAGCCUGAUCCCAUUCACGCUCCGCUUCAGCCGAGAUGGAGUAAAACUUGGGGAGGACCAGCUUUUCAGAGAAUCAUCUAAUGCCUCUUUAGAGAUUGGGCAAGUCUCUCUCAAAGAUGAGGGAUACUAUGAAUGUAUUGCCAUCAACAGUGUUGGGACAGGACGAGCUCAGACCUUUCUGGAUGUCUCUGAACCUCCUCCGGUCAUUAACGUGCCUGAAAAUGUGACCGUGUCCCCGGGCUCUCGGGCGGUCCUCACCUGCCUGGUGGCCAGCACGGUUAGGUACAAUCUCACCUGGCAGCAUGGAGGAGUGGAUGCACAUCUGAACCCGAGGAUGCGGAAAAUGAGCAACCUCUCCCUGGAGAUCCUCAAAGUGACCAUCGAUGAUGCUGGCUGGUACAGCUGUCUAGCUGCCAACGAGGGUGGGGUGUCCGUCUCCAGAGUCUACCUUGUGGUACAAGAUCCACCACAAGUCAUGGUAGAUCCCCGCAGCCAGACAUUUAUAGCUGGCCAAGAGGUGCGCAUCCGAUGCCUAGCAACGGGCUACCCAGCUCCUAGAAUGGUGUGGACUCAUAAUGACAUGUUUAUCCUGACCUCCAGCAGGCAUCAAAUGACCACAGAUGGAACCCUGAUUAUCAGGAAGACGGUUAUAAAGGACGCAGGAGUCUAUAGCUGCCUAGCCAGCAAUGAGGCUGGGACAGACACACAGACAUCCACGCUGACAUACAUUGAGGCUCCUCAGGUUCGUGUGGUCCAGAAUGAGAUUCUGAUUGGUUUGGGAGAGACCACAGUGAUGGAAUGCAUAGCUACUGGAAUCCCGCAACCUGAGAUCAGAUGGUACAAAGGUGACCUGCAGCUGAAGCCGUCAUCAUUCAUUAGCAUUGAGACUCUCAAAGGGAUCUUGAAGAUCCAGGAAACUCAAGACGUGGAUGCUGGAGAUUACACUUGUGUCGCCACCAACAAAGCAGGCACAGCUGCGGGCAAAGUCUCCUUAGAUGUUGGCUCCGCCCCAGAGUUCACACUGAAGCCUAUGGAUGUCUCUUCUGAUAUUGGUUCAAAUGUGAGCCUGCCAUGCCAAGCCCAGGGAUACCCUGCCCCCCAGAUCAGCUGGAGGAGAGAGGACAACGCUGCUCUCUUCUUCCAACACCAUGCCCACAGCACCAUCGUACAGAAGAAGAAUGGAGACCUGUUCAUUAGCAAUUUGUGGGUGGAAGAUGAUACCACAUACAUCUGUGAGGUGUACAACCAGUUUGGGAGGAUCCAGGCAAAGGCUUCAGUAACAGUCACCGGACUUGUGUCCCCAGCCAUUGGUUUGAGCCCAGCCAACAUUAAUGUGAUCGAGGAGCAGCAGGUGACCCUGCCCUGUGUGCUGCUGGAGGGAAACCCACUGCCAGAGAGGCGAUGGUUUCACAAUGGUGACCUGGUGGGCCCAACACCGUAUGUGACCUUACGUCGAGAUGGCAGCCUGCACAUUGAACGUGUACAGCUGCAGGAUGGUGGAGAGUAUACCUGCCUGGCAAAUAAUGUGGCAGGUUCCACCAACCGCACCACCACUGUCAAUGUCUAUGUACCCCCAAGCAUACAGCAUGGGCCACAGGUCUUCAGUACUAUUGAGGGAACAGCCAUCUCACUGCCCUGCCGUACCACGGGGGUUCCCAAGCCUGACAUCACCUGGUCAAAGAGGGGCGAACUGUUGGAUGUCAGCAGUCCGGCUUUCUCUCUGGGUCCAGAUGGCAGUCUGCACAUCACUUCCCCUACUGGCAGUGAGUCUAGUGAGUUUGUGUGCACAGCAACCAACGCUGCUGGGUUCAGCUCCAGGAAGGUCCAGCUUACUGUGUAUGUGCGGCCCAGAGUGAGCGGCACUGGUGGAUUUCGGGACAGAAGCGGUGAACCAGUUGAGGUGACAAUGAAUGUGGGGGAAGAUGUUAUCCUACCAUGCGAGGUCCACGGUGUGCCUCCUCCCAUCAUCACCUGGGCCAAGGAGAGGCAACUUAUCUCCCCCUUCUCCCCCAGGCACACUCAGCUGCCCUCUGGAUCAAUGAAGAUCCUGGAGACCAGGACAUCUGACACUGGCACAUACCAGUGCGUGGCCACAAAUAUCGCUGGAAACGUCUCCCAAACAGUGAAGCUGAGUGUUCAUGUGCCACCGAGGAUCCAGACUGGUCCGCGGGUCAUAACGGUCCUAGCCAGACAUCCUGUUGACCUACCCUGUGUAGCCCAGGGUGUGCCAGCACCCACAAUCACCUGGUUGAAGGAUGGUGCAGCCCUGCUGGAGGACGGAGCACAGUACAACAUCCUCCCUGAUGGCACCCUCACGAUUGGUGAGGCGGAACUGUCUGACACAGGUGUCUACACCUGUGAGGCCAGCAGCGUGGCAGGACGGGAUGAGGCCUAUAUCCAGCUUCAGGUUCAAGUUCCCCCCACCGUUGAAGAGUCAGAGCCUCCGUUCAAUCAGUCGCUGCAGGAGAGAGUGGCAAACCAGCGCAUUGCCUUUCCUUGCCCAGCCAAAGGGACCCCAACACCUGUGAUUAAGUGGUUCCGAAACAGGGAGGAGCUCACUGGAAAGGAACCUGGUGUAUCCGUCCUGGAGGAUGGCACACUCCUGAUCCUUGCAUCCGUGUCUCCACUUGACAAUGGCGAAUAUAUUUGUGUGGCAUCUAAUGAUGCAGGCUCCACUGAGAGGAAGUAUCAUCUGAAAGUCAACGUGCCCCCGGACGUGCAGGACAAUGACAAGCCGGUCAAUAUAUCAGUGGUGGCGAGCCAGUCCACCAGCCUAGUGUGUGACAUCACAGGCAGUCCCACACCUGUUAUCACAUGGUACAAAGAUGGAGAGCCAGUAGUCCCCAGCAAAACAGUUCAGAUCCUGCAGGAAGGCAAAAUCCUCAAGCUCAUGAAAGUUGCCACCUCUGAUGCCGGCCAGUACAACUGUAGGGGAAUCAACAUUGCUGGGAGCACUAAGAAGAACUUCUUGCUCGAUGUCCUGGUACCCCCAAGUAUAAGUGGAGGCAGCAGCCCCCAUGACAUGUCUGCUGUUCUCAGUCAGGAAGUCAACCUGGAGUGCAAGGUCAAAGGAGUGCCAUUUCCCACUGUACAGUGGUACAAGGACAGGAAGCCGGUGUUCUUGGGCGACCCAAACGUGGAGGUCAUGAACAAAGGCCAGGUGCUGAGGAUUAAAAGUGUCCGGCUGGGGGACGAAGCCCACUACCAGUGCAUCGUGAUGAAUACUGCAGGCCGACUGUCCAGGGACUUCAAUUUGAGCGUGUAUGUAACCCCCAGUAUCAAGGGGGCAAACAUGACGACAGAAGUGAGUGCUCUGCUUAACAGUGCGGUGACAUUGGAGUGUGAGGUCCGUGGUGUUCCUGUCCCCACCAUCACCUGGUACAGGGACAGCCAUGCUAUACUCUCUGGCAGACAUGCGCUCUAUGAGGAUCGGGGCCAGAUUUUGAAGAUCCCUGUGGCUCUGGUCUCUGAUGCCGGGCGCUAUAUCUGCCGUGCCACCAACAUGGCUGGGAUGGCUGAGAAGGCCUUUGAGCUGGACAUCUAUGUGCCCCCAACAAUAGAAGGGAGUCUCAACUCUCCAGCCGAGAGGAAAGUAGUAUUUGGCACAUCCUUGAUGCUGGAGUGUGAGGCCGAGGGUCACCCUCAACCCUCACUCACCUGGCUAAAGGACGGAAUUGCUGUGAGAAGUGGUGAUGCCAUCAGAAUACUCCAACAGGGAAGAAAGCUGGAGAUCCCUCAUACUACCAUGUCCGACGCAGGCAGAUAUACCUGUGUGGCAACCAGCAUUGCCGGCGAGAAGGAGAUAAAGUAUGACGUCAGUGUUUUAGUGCCACCUUCAGUGGAGGGUGAAAAUGAGACCAUGGAGAACACUGUCAUUGUAAACAGCCCCCUUGAGCUAGCAUGUCAUGCUAGUGGGAUUCCAGAGCCUCUCAUCACGUGGCUGAAGAAUGGACAGCCCAUCAGACAGGGGGAUGCCAUCAAGAUAGUGGCUAAAGGCCGCAAGCUGGUCAUCCCUCGGGCCCGGGUGUCUGAUGCAGGGCACUUCAAGUGUGUGGCCUCCAACGAGGCAGGACGCCAGGAAAAGAACUUUACCGUGGUUGUUCAUGUCCCCCCUUUGAUCCGUUCCACUGGACCAUCUGAGCGCUCAGUGAUCCUUCACAAGUCUGUCACCUUGCAGUGCGUGGCUAACGGCAUCCCUGCACCCGGCAUCACCUGGCUGAAAGAUGGGCGCCCUGUCACCAGCACCAACAGCCACUUGAAGCUGGAAUCAGCUGGAAGGGUGCUGGAGAUUGUGAAGGCCACCCUGGAAGAUGCUGGGAGAUACACAUGUGUAGCCACCAACGCUGCUGGGGAGGCACAGCAACACAUCCGCCUCAGUGUCCAUGAACCUCCCAGCAUCCCACGGGGAGGAGAGACUGUAAAUGAAACUAUACUUGCUGGCUUCCCCAUGCAGCUGCAUUGCAAGGCUACAGGAAGCCCCCUACCAGCCAUCACCUGGUACAAGGAUGGUAGACCUCUGACCAGCACAGCAGAGGUUACUCUCUUGAACCGUGGUCAGGUACUAGAAAUCGACAAUGCUCAGAUGACAGAUGCUGGCCUGUACAGGUGUGUCGCAGUCAAUGUAGUGGGAUCUGCAGAGCUCUUCUACCACCUCCAGGUGUACGUGCCCCCCACCAUCAGCAGCAGCAGUGGCUUGGUGACCGUGGUCCUCAAUGAGCCCGUCAGGUUGGAGUGUGAGGCCAGCGGUGUGCCCAUGCCAAGUCUCACCUGGCUCAAAGACCUCAGUCCUGUGUCCAGCUUCUCUGAUGGCAUCCAGGUACUGUUUGGUGGCAGGGUCCUAGCCAUCAGCAGUGCUCAGGUCAGUGACACAGGACACUACACCUGUGUGGCAGUGAAUGCAGGUGGAGAGCAACAAAAGGAGUUUGACCUACGUGUCUACGUGCCACCCAACAUCAUGGGGGAGGAAAUGAAUGUGACAGUGCUGAUGGGACAGCAAGUGGAGUUGAUCUGCCAGAGCGAUGCUAUCCCCCCUCCUACACUCUCCUGGCAUAAGGAUGGCCAUCCACUUUUCCCGAAGCCUGGCCUUAGAAUGUUUGAGGAUGGGAGCAUUUUAAAGAUUGACAGCUCUCAGAUUCAGGACGCAGGUAGAUAUACCUGCGAGGCCACGAAUGUUGCAGGGAAGACAGAGAAACAUUACAACUUGAAUAUAUGGGUGCCUCCCAGCAUCCGCGGCUCAGAAGAAGUGUCUCAGCUGACAGUGAUUGAAGGCAGUCUCAUCAUGCUGCUAUGUGAAUCCAGUGGCAUCCCCCCUCCUAGCCUCAAUUGGGUGAAGGAUGGAGCUCAGCUGAAGACAGAUUCUCAAAGCCGGCUUCGCAUAUUAUCCGGAGGUCGGCAGUUGCAGAUCUCCAGUGCUGAGAGGAAUGACACUGGAUCCUAUACUUGCGUAGCCACCAGCAUGGCUGGAAAAAUUGCAAAGGAAUACAACCUCCAAGUAUAUGUUCGCCCUUCCAUCAGAAACAGUGGAAGACAUGCGAGUGAUGUAACAGUGACAAGGGGUAAUAACAUCACUCUGGAGUGUGAGGCUGAGGGGGUACCACGCCCAGCAGUAACCUGGCUCAAAGAUGGGCGUCCGGUGGUGAGCAGCAGGCGAGUCUUGGUCCUCAAUGAGGGCCGUCUGCUGCAAAUCAAAGACUCAAAGAUAUCGGACACAGGACGCUAUGUGUGUGUCGCUGUAAAUGUGGCAGGGCAGACAGACAGCAAGCACAACGUCAAUGUUCACGUACCACCCAGCAUCAGUGGUCAGACUCAGGUUCCGGAGAACAUAAGUGUGGUAGUGAAGAACCCGGUGGUGCUCACCUGUGAGACUUCAGGCAUCCCACUGCCCACUAUCACCUGGCUGAAGAAUGGUUGGAAAGUCAGCACGUCCAGCAAUGUAAGAGUCAUCUCAGGAGGUCGAACACUGAGGUUGAUGCAUGCUGCAGUGGAAGAUGCUGGGAGGUACACAUGUGUUGUAUCUAACAUUGCUGGGGAAGAGAGGAAGAACUUUGACCUUGAGAUCCUGGUUCCUCCAAGCAUUGCUGGUGAUGGGACUGUUGAGGAUGUCAAAGUCAAAGAAAGUCAGAAUGUGACACUAACGUGUGAGGUCACAGGAAACCCUGUACCAGAGGUCACGUGGCUGAAGAACAGGCAGCCACUAGAGGAGGAUGAUCGACUCAAGGUGCUAGCGCAUGGGCGCUUCCUGGAAAUCUUGGGUGCACAAGUUGCCGACACGAGCGAGUACAGCUGCGUGGCAUCCAACACAGCCGGGGACCGCAGCAAGCACUUCAGUCUCAGCGUGCUAGUGUCUCCAACCAUCCCAGGGUCUGGCCCCGAAGGGUCAGCGGAAGAAGUUACCGUGACACUGAACAGCCCCACGUCCUUGGUGUGUGAGGCGCAGAGUUACCCUCCUGCUAUUAUCACCUGGCUGAAGGAUGGAACGCGCUUUGAGUCUACCCGCAACGUCCGGGUUCUGCCAGGUGGACGUACCCUACAGAUCCUCAAUGCCAAAGAGGAGGAUGCUGGCAGGUACACCUGUGUGGCCACCAAUGAAGCUGGUGAGACGCUGAAGAACUAUGAAGUCAAGGUUUACAUCCCACCAGUUAUCAGCAAAGACGGCAUUUCUGGGGAGGGCUUUUCCUCAAAGGAGGUGAAAAUCAAGGUCAACAAUACUUUGACCCUGGAGUGUGAAGCCCAGGCCAUUCCUGCCCCCAAGCUCAAGUGGUACAAGGAUGGACAGCUCCUAAAAGGAGAUGGUCAUGUAACCAUCACUGCCAAUGGUCGUAUAGUCCAGAUCAAACAUGCCCAGGUGUCGGAUACAGGCCGGUACACUUGCGUGGCCACCAACAUUGCUGGGGAAGAUGAGAAGGACUUUGAUGUAAAUAUACAAGUUCCUCCCAGUUUUCAGAAGCCUGAAGGAGCAGGAAAUAAGACCACCCCAGACAGUGAGACUAAAGAUGUGGUUCUGAACAAUCCCGUUUCAUUGUACUGUGAAACCAACGCUGUGCCCCCACCUAUACUUACAUGGUACAAGGAUGGGCAGCCAUUAGCCUCCAGUGACAAAGUGCUGAUCUUGCCUGGGGGACAGGUGCUACAGAUCCCCAGGGCUCAAGUGGAGGAUGCUGGGAGGUACACGUGUGUGGCAGUCAAUGAGGCUGGGGAGGAUUCCAUCCAAUACAAUGUCAGAGUGCUGAUUCCCCCUACUAUCAGGGGUACGGGUGUGGACCUCCCAGAAGAGGUGAUCGUGAUAGUGAACAAAACCACCAUGCUGGAGUGUCAUGUGGACGGCAGCCCUACCCCAAAGAUCUCUUGGCUGAAGGACAACCACCAUCUGAUCCCAGACAGCAGACACAGACUAAUUUCCAACGGAAGGACUCUGCAGGUGUUUAAUGCUCGGGUCACGGACACAGGACGCUACAUCUGUUUGGCAGAGAACCUGGCAGGCAGUGCAGAGAAAUCUUUCAAUCUUAAUGUUCACGUGCCACCGUCCAUUGUUGGUACGAACCCAGAGAAUGUCAGCGUGGUGGUGAACAACUUUGUCUCGUUGACUUGUGAGGCCACAGGCUUCCCCCCUCCCACCCUCAGCUGGCUGAAAGAGAGGAGGCCAGUGCAGGCUAACACCAAUGCCCUGAUAAUGCCAGGAGGUCGCACCCUGCAAAUCCCACGGGCAAAGGUGUCUGAUGGUGGAAAGUACAGCUGUGUGGCUAUGAAUCCUGCAGGAGAGGCUCAGAGGCUCAUCUUCCUGACAGUCUUUGUGCCCCCCAGCAUCAGGGACAGUAGCGGAGACCUGCCCGUGCAGGUGAGUGUUCGCGUGGGGAAUGCGGUAACUCUGGAGUGUGAGUCCAAUGCCGUACCCCCGCCUACCAUUUCAUGGUAUAAGAAUGGGAGGACGGUCACGGAGUCUGCAAACCUUAGGAUCCUGGCAGAAGGACAGAUGCUGGAAAUCAAGGGUGCUGAGGUAUCUGACACAGGCCAAUAUGUCUGCAAGGCCACCAAUGUCGCUGGCCAGGUGGACAAGAACUUUCAUCUGAACGUUAAUGUCCUUCCCAGCAUUGACAACCCUGAGGAUGAGCAAGUGACAGAGAUCAUAAGCAACCCAGUCACUUUUGCCUGUGAUGCCACUGGCAUCCCCCCACCCAGUGUCACCUGGCUGAAGAACUCCCAGCCCAUAGAGAAUGCUGAAUCCCUGGAGAUGCACAUCCUCUCAGGAGGCAAUAAGCUCCAAAUUGCCCGCUUGCAGCUGUCUGACAGCGGCACCUACACCUGUGUGGCAUCCAAUGUGGAGGGCAAAGCCCAAAAGAACUACCACCUUGACAUCCAAGUCCCUCCUAGCAUUGCAGGCUCUGAGUUACCCAGUGAGGUCAGCGUGUUGGUAAAUGACAGUGUCCAGCUGGUGUGUCAUGCACAGGGGACCCCAACACCUACCAUACAGUGGCUGAAGGAUGGCGAGGCAGUUAUGAGCUCUGAGAACCUCAGGAUCAGCCCGGACGGCACCACCCUGAGCAUCACAGAAACACUCACCUCCCACAUUGGGAAGUACACUUGCGUUGCAACCAAUACUGCAGGAGAGGAGGACAGGAUAUUCAAUCUCAAUGUGUACGUGCCCCCUGUCAUCCAGGGCAAUGGAGAGAACACUCAGCUGCUUACAACAGUUCUGGACAGCUCCAUCAGCAUUGAGUGUGUGGCCACCGGAACUCCUACCCCACAGCUAAACUGGCUGAAGAAUGGCCUCCCCUUGCCUAUAACAUCCCAGAUUCGCCUGUUGUCAGCUGGACAGGUCCUCCGCAUUACCAGGGCACAGGUGCCUGAUGGAGGCGCGUACACCUGCGUGGCCUCCAACCGAGCAGGUGUGGACAACAAGCAUUACAGAGUGCUGGUGUAUGUGCCACCCAACCUGGACAAUGCAGGUGGCAGUGAAGAUGUGACAGUGGUUAGGGGGCAGCAGAUUGUGUUGACCUGUGUCUCAGGCGGGACCCCCGCACCCAACAUCUCUUGGCUGAAAAACAGUGAGCUCCUGCAGAGGGGUGCGAAUGCCGCUGUCCUCAACCAGGGAACGACUCUACAGGUCUCCCAGGCCCAGCUGGAGGACACAGGUCGAUACACCUGCGUGGCCACUAAUGAGGCGGGCGAGGUCAGGCGACACUUUGACCUUAAAGUGUUGGACCCCCCACGUAUCAACGGCUCAGGUACACCCACUGAAGUGUCCGUGGUAGUGAACAACGUUGUGGAGUUACUUUGCGUGGCUACAGGGAUCCCAAGCCCCUCCCUCACUUGGAUGAAGGACGGAAGGCCUCUCCCCCAGGCCAAUGCUCUUCGCAUCCUGAGAGGUGGGGAGGUGCUGCAGGUGCCCUUGGCUCAGGUGGAGGACACUGGACGGUACACUUGUUUGGCCACCAGCUCAGCAGGAGAGGAUGAUAAGGAGUUUCUGGUUCGGGUUCACGUUCCUCCCAACAUCGCGGGAGAACGUGGUCCCCAAGACGUUUCUGUGCUGCAGAACAGACAGGUAACACUUGAAUGCAAGUCUGAUGCAGUGCCACCCCCCACCCUCACCUGGCUGAAGAACAGGAAGCCACUACAGGCUUCUCCACGGGUGCGAAUCCUGUCCAGUGGACGAUACCUCCAGAUCAACAAUGCAGAGUUGGGGGACACUGCUCAGUACACCUGCAUCGCCAGCAACAUUGCUGGCAAUACCACACGGGAGUUUAGUUUGGUGGUCAAUGUGCCCCCAACCAUCCAGGAAGGUCCUGCAACACUGUCUGUGCACUUUGAACAACCAGCAGUCCUGGAGUGCAAUGCGAGUGGGGUACCAACCCCACGCAUCACAUGGAGAAAACAUGGAGCUGUACUGACAGGAAAUAACCCCAGGUAUACAUUUGCAGACGAUGGAUCGCUACACAUCCACUCUGCUCAAGUGACAGACACUGGACGCUAUUUAUGCAUGGCCACAAACCAGGCUGGAACACAGCGCAAGAGGAUAGAUCUGCAGGUUAACGUGCCUCCGAGCAUCACCCAGGGACCUACCAACAUGACGGUGACUGUCAAUGUGCAGACCACGCUUUCCUGUGAGGCCACAGGCAUCCCCAAACCAUCUGUUACCUGGAAGAAGAAUGAUCGCCUACUUAACACGGACCAGAACCAGAAUAUGUACAGGUUGCUGUCGUCAGGGUCCCUGGUUGUCAUAGCACCCACUGUAGAAGACACUGCUCUCUAUGAGUGUAUUGUAUCCAACGAAGCGGGACAGGAUCAGAGGGUGAUCAAGCUGACAGUGCAGGUUCCUCCCUUCAUUGCUGAUGAGCCCACAGAGCUGGUGGUGAGUCGGCUGUCUCCGGGAAUCAUAAGCUGCACUGCAUCUGGAGUACCAGAGCCAAUCCUGCUCUGGAGCAAAGAUGGAGCCAGGCUCCCACAGCAAGGUGACGGAUUCAGGAUCCUUCCAUCAGGUUCAGUGGAAAUCUUUGCUGCUGAGCUGAGUCACACAGGCAGGUACACAUGCAUGGCUAAGAAUGCUGCUGGAACUGCCCUCAGACACGUGCAAGUCAUGGUCCACGAGCCCCCAGUGAUUCAGACCAUCAUUUCAAACCUAGACGUCAUUCUCAGCAAUCCCAUCACCCUUCCAUGCAGAGCCAAAGGAUACCCACAGCCUUCCAUCACCUGGCAGAAAGAAGGCAUCAACAUCCUCACCUCUGGUGGUGGUUUCGCGAUCUUGCCCAGUGGUGAUCUUCAAAUUGCACGAGCUAAAGUGGAGGACUCUGGGAAUUACAUGUGUGUAGCUCAGAAUCCAGCUGGCACUGCUCUGGCUAAGACCAAACUAAAAGUGCAAGUUCCACCAGUCAUUAUCUCACAGAUGAAGCAUUACGUUGUGGCUUUGGACUUGUCCAUCACACUACUGUGCCAGUCGGAGGGGCACCCUACCCCUGAAAUCACAUGGCACAAAGAUGGGCAACAAGUUACAGAAACCAUGCGACAGCGAGUACUGAGCUCAGGGUCACUACAGAUUGCCUUUGCCCAGCCUGACGACACUGGCCGCUACACCUGUACUGCUGCUAAUGCUGCUGGGUCCAGUAGCCUAGAGAUGAACCUCAUCGUGCACAUUCCUCCAUCCAUCCGUAGCAGUGAGUCAGAGCUAUCUGUGGUGGAGAACUCCCAAGCCAUCCUGUCCUGCUUCGCUGAUGGAGUUCCACAGCCACUCAUAUCUUGGGAGAAAGAAGGAAUCCCCCUCAGAAAUGCUGUGGGAAAACACACCAUUUUGCCAUCAGGGGACCUGAUCAUAGAAUCCUCCCAACAUGAGGAUUCUGGAAGUUACACCUGUUCAGCCACAAAUAACUUGGGUGAAGACAGCAGGACAGUAACCCUAUCUGUCCACACCCACCCAGUCUUCACGGAACUGCUGGGAGAUGUGUCUGUGAAUAAAGGAGAGUACCUCCUUCUGAGCUGUGGAGUAACAGGCAUUCCCCCUCCAAAAAUCACCUGGGCAUUCAACAACAACAUCAUUCCAGCUCGCUAUGAUCACGUGAAUGGACAUAGCGAGCUGAUCAUUGAGCGCGUCAGCAAAGACGAUGCAGGCACCUAUUCUUGCACUGCUGAAAACAGCGUGGGUUCCAUCAAGUCCCUGGGCUUUGUGUCCAUUAGAGAGCCUCCAAUCAUCGAUGGAGACUUCCACUCCAACCGAAUUGAGCCCCUUGGUGGAAACGCUAUCCUAAAUUGUGAGGUCAGGGGAGACCCACAGCCGACUAUCCAGUGGAGCAAGAAGGGCGUCAACGUCCAAAUCAACAACCGCAUCCGACAGCUUGAUAAUGGCUCUCUGGCCAUCUACGGCACUGUGAAUGAAGAUGCUGGAAACUACAUAUGUAUUGCUACCAAUGAUGCAGGGGUUGUGGAGCAAAGUGUCACCUUAACCCUACAGAGUUCCCCAACCAUCACAGUGGAGCCUGUGGAAACAGUGGUGGAUUCGGGUGCCACCGUACUGCUUAACUGCCAGGCAGAUGGGGAACCGACUCCUGUCAUUGAGUGGUCCCGAAGGGGACAGCCUCUACUGAGCAGUGACCGGGCCACUAUCCUGUCCAAUGGCUCUCUCCGCCUGGUGGGAGUGCAAAAGGAGGACACGGCUGAGUAUGAGUGUGUGGCCCGCAACCUUAUGGGCUCUGUGCUGGUCCGUGCGCUGCUGACUGUACGUGUGCAUGGGGGUUUCUCAGAAUGGAUGAACUGGGGCCCUUGCAGUGUCAGCUGUGGACUGGGGGUGCAGAGGAGGCUGCGACAGUGCAACAACCCCUUGCCUGCCAACGGAGGGCACCACUGUGCAGGGUCUGAUGCUGAGACACGUAGCUGUCAGGGCAAACCAUGUCCCGUGGAUGGAAGCUGGUCAGAGUGGACAGCUUGGGAAGAGUGCUCUAGCACCUGCGGUCAGGGAAACAGGACCAGGGUGCGCACAUGCAGCAACCCCCCAGCCCAACACGGAGGACGUCCCUGCGAGGGCAAGGCAGUGGAAGCCAUCGUGUGCAGCAUCCGACCCUGUCCUGUGGCUGGUAACUGGGGUGUCUGGUUGCCUUGGGGCCCCUGCAGUGAGACCUGUGGCAAAAGCAUGCAGACGCGGAUCCGUUUGUGUAAUAACCCACCUCCUUCAUUCAAUGGGCCAAAAUGUGAGGGGCCAGAUGCACAGACACAGGUGUGCAAAGAUAGACAUUGCCCAGUGGACGGAAAGUGGUCAGCAUGGGUGGGCUGGGGGCCUUGCAGCGUGUCUUGUGGUGGGGGGACACGCCAACGCACACGCUCCUGCACCAGCCCAACGCCUCAGCAUGGGGGGCGGCAGUGUGAGGGGAGUAACAUCCACAUUGACUUCUGCAACAGUGAACCCUGCCCCAUCCAUGGUAACUGGGGUCCAUGGAGCAGCUGGGGAACCUGCAGCCGGACAUGUAACGGGGGUCAGAUGCGUAGAUAUCGCUCAUGUGACAAUCCAAGACCCAACAGCGGGGGCCGUGCCUGUGCCGGGGCUGACACACAGAUCCAGAGAUGUAACACAGCCAACUGCCCAGUGGAUGGGAACUGGGGACCGUGGCAGCCAUGGGGAGCAUGCUCCGCAUCAUGUGGUGGAGGGGAGCAGACACGGGUUCGACUUUGCAACAGCCCCCCUCCCACAAAUGAGGGUCGUUCUUGCCCAGGGGAUUCUUCUCAGUUGUCCAGGUGUAACAUUCAAGCUUGCCCAGGUGGACCUCAGUGGGCUAGGGGAAGCAUUAUUGGAAACGUUAAUGACAUGGAUUUUGGAAUCGCCAUCGUCAAUGCAACAAUUACUGAUGGUGAAGAACAUGGGGGCAGAGUUGUACAGGCCACCAUUUCCAAUGUACCCAGAAGUCUUGGACCUGCAAUGAGGAAGAUCAUCUCCAUCCUAAAUCCCAUCUAUUGGACCACUGCACAGGAGCUGGGUGAGGCCAUGAAUGGUUUCAGCCUUACAAGAGGAAUUUUCAGAAGGGAGACCCAGGUGGAGUUUGCCACAGGAGAAAUCCUCAGGAUGACUCACGUUGCAAGAGGGCUUGAUUCUGAUGGAGCUCUGCUGUUUGACAUUGUGAUUAAUGGACAUAUCUUAGAGUUGCCCUCUAACUCUGAAAUUAGUGUGAAGGACUACAGCGAGGACUACAUUCAGACCGGCCCUGGGCAGUUGUAUGCGUUGUCCACUCGCAUGUUCACUGUUGACAGGGUGAGUGUGCCGUACUCCUGGAAUCACACCAUCACCUAUGAGCCCUCCAGAGGGAAGAUGCCAUUCCUGGUGGAGACCCUCCGUGCCUCUGCCAUCAAGGCAGACUACAGCCCAUUGGAGGAGCUAUUGGAAUACAAAAUUCAAGCUACCAUCUCGAAAGGUGACCGGAGUAACCAGUGUCCAGUUGGCUUUCACCUUGAACCUGCUGGACCAUAUUGUGCAGAUGAAAAUGAAUGUGUUGCUGGGAACCCAUGUUCUCAUACCUGCCACAAUGCCAUGGGAACCUACUACUGCUCCUGCCCUCGGGGUCUCACCAUAUCUGCGGAUGGGAAAACGUGUCAGGACAUUGAUGAAUGUGCUCUGAGAGAACAUCUGUGCCAUGACAGCCAGGGAUGUGAGAACACCAUUGGCUCGUACCGCUGUGUGAUGCGUUGUGGACGGGGCUUCCGCAGGACAACUGAUGGAUUAAGCUGCCAAGACAUCAAUGAGUGCCAAGAGUCCAGCCCCUGUAACCAGCACUGUCUCAACACCAUCGGUAGUUUCCUCUGUGCAUGUGAGCCUGGAUACCAACUGCGGAAUCAUAAGUGUAUCGACAUCAACGAGUGUCGGCAGAGGGUGUGCCGCUCGGACCAGCAGUGCAGGAACACCAAGGGUGGGUACACCUGCAUUGACCUGUGUCCAACCGGGAUGACUAAAGGAGCCAAUGACACCUGUGUGGAUAUUGACGAAUGCAGGGAUGGAACCCAUCAGUGCCGGUAUAACCAGAUCUGUGAGAACACUCGUGGUAGCUACCACUGCACCUGCCCCCGAGGGUAUCGCUCCCAGGGGGUUGGCCACCCCUGCCUCGACAUUAAUGAAUGUGAGAGGGUACCCCCGCCCUGUGCCCACCAGUGCAUCAACAACCCUGGCAGCUUCCAGUGCCUCUGCCCGCCCGGCCGCCACUUGCUGGGUGAUGGCAAGUCUUGCGCAGGGCUGGAGAAGCUUCCCACUUACGAGAGCUAUUCGUAUGGCUUUAGAACAUCGCAGUCGUCGCCUGACAGAAGCUUCUACCACCGGCAGUACCACAGCCUGUCUUCUCAGACAUACCAUUCCUACUCCAGCAAUAGUUACAUUAGGGGCCCUUCUCCACGCACCCUCAGGGACACUAGAAAAGCCUGUCCUGGAGGGUUUAAAGCAGCGCAUGGCCACUGUCUAGACAUCAACGAAUGUGAAAGCAAAGACAUGUGUCAGCAUGAGUGCAUGAACACACCAGGGAGUUAUAGGUGCCUUUGUCCCAACGGCUAUCGCCUUAUGACCAAUGGAAAGACCUGCCAAGACAUCGACGAGUGCCUGGAGCAGAGCAUUCAGUGCGGCCUUAACAGGAUGUGCUUCAAUAUGAGAGGAAGCUAUCAGUGUAUAGAUACCCCCUGUCCACCCAACUAUCAGAGGGACCCCUCGACUGGGUUCUGCUUGAAGAAGUGCCCUCCCAAUGACCUGGAAUGUGCCCUCAGCCUCUUUGCACUGAAGUACAGGUUGCUGUCUUUGCCCUUCGGCAUUGUGGCCAAUCAGGACCUGAUCCGUCUGGUGGCCUACACUCAGGACGGGGUGGUCCACCCCCGCACCUCCUUCCUGGUGGUGGACGAGGACGUCACCUUGCCCUUCGCCAUCCGUGAUGAGAACCUGAAGGGGGUGCUGUUUACCACGCGGCCGCUGCGUGAGGCCCGCAUCUACAGGAUGAAGGUCAGAGCUCUGUCGUACAGUGCCGAUGGGGGCAUUGACUAUCAGACUACGUUCAUCGUGUACAUUGCGGUGUCCACCUACCCAUACUAGAGCACUUUAGGGCAAAGACAAGCCUGAGUGUAUAUUGUAGUGUGAGUGGUGGAGAGCAACCACUUGAAGAAGUGACUGGGAACGCAAGGCUUUGCACCGCACAGAACUGCAAGCCAAGGACCAUUCCAAAGGACUGAACACUGCCCACUAGUGUCAGCUUGAGUGUUUACGGCAUUUGGAUUCAAAAGUAGAACCUAAGCCAUAAUUCAGUUUUCACAAUCCUUCCGUUUUGUAAAAAUAAACAAGAAACAAACGAGCGUUUCAGAAACAUUGGGAAUGUUAUAUUUCCAAGGACAAAAGCUCCUUUUCAGAACAGAUCAGGAAAUAAUUGAGGUGAGACUAUAGUUUGUAUUAUUCCAUUAUGUGACUUGGAACAACUACGUGGGAUUUUCCUUCCAAAAUUAGUUUUGUUGGUCUUCAGUCUAGCUGGGUGAAUUUUGCCAAUGCUAGAAAGUUCAUUUUAAUUACUAAUUACCAUAUUUUUGACAAGUCAUUUAGCUGCCCAGUAAUGCCCUUUGUAAAGGUUAAAAGCAGCAUGCUCUGUGGCUUUCAAGGACCAUGCUUGGUCAUUAGACAUUUUAACCUCCUUUCCGUGCUUCUUAUUGGGUAAGAAAGGUAGACACAUUUCCCAUAAGUCAACUGUUCCCAGAGCAGUACUGUCAUUCUAAGA
This is a messenger RNA of Scleropages formosus (Asian bonytongue), 17816 nucleotides long. RefSeq names its product hemicentin 1 (gene hmcn1). The record is from RefSeq and is a predicted model, not a curated record. The transcript is spliced from 107 exons. Gene Ontology annotation, cellular component: plasma membrane; neuronal cell body; axon. Lineage: Eukaryota; Metazoa; Chordata; Actinopteri; Osteoglossiformes; Osteoglossidae. Gene Ontology annotation, molecular function: calcium ion binding; axon guidance receptor activity. The coding region runs from base 215 to 17146 and encodes 5643 amino acids. Gene Ontology annotation, biological process: synapse organization; homophilic cell-cell adhesion.